Molecule: messenger RNA, 1034 nt
Organism: Beta vulgaris subsp. vulgaris (sugar beet)
Lineage: Eukaryota; Viridiplantae; Streptophyta; Magnoliopsida; Caryophyllales; Amaranthaceae
Product: N-acylphosphatidylethanolamine synthase
Exons: 5
Coding region: 152-1015 (287 amino acids)
Biological process (GO): phospholipid metabolic process
Source: RefSeq, a predicted model, not a curated record
CUUAAACGAAGUGGAAAAUAUAAAUGGUGAGGAGGAAGUGAAAAAUAUAAAUGGUGAGGAGGUAGAUUUGUUGCAUUUAACAUAUAAGUUUGAUAGACGGCCACUUCUUCCUCCUCUAAAAUACAAAAAGAAUAAAAAAAAUUGAGAGAGAAUGGGGAAGGAAAGGACAAUGGAGUGGGCGGCGCGUGCAGGACACAUGUCUGGUAUUCCACGGAAGGUGAUUAUCACCGCAGUCGGAACUUUUGCCAAGGCGUUGACAACGUUGCUCAAUACCACCACCGUUUACAACGCCGAAACCCUCCUUCGACUCGUUCGAUCUCGCCCUCCUGGCGUUCCUCUCCUCACCUUCAGCAAUCACAUGUCCACGUUGGAUGAUCCACUCAUGUGGGGAUUCAAGGGAUUCCCUAUAACAGAUGCCAAAUUGGCGAGAUGGGUACUUGCUGCUGAAGAUAUAUGCUUUAAAAAUACAGUGCUGUCUUAUUGUUUUCGACUUGGGAAAUGCAUACCUAUAGAUAGAGGUGGUGGAAUUUAUCAGGAACACAUGAAUGAAGCCCUUGAGCGCUUAAGUGAUGGAGAAUGGCUGCACACAUUUCCUGAAGGAAAAGUGUCUCAACAGGAUGGUCCAAUAAGAAGAUUAAAAUGGGGAACUGCUAGUCUAAUUGUCCGUGCCCCUGUGACUCCAAUAAUUUUACCAAUCUUUCACCAUGGUUUCCAUAAGGUCAUGCCAGAGGAUUACCUAUUUGGUAGAAGACCACCAUUACCACUUAUCAACAAACAUGUUAAGAUUAUCGUUGGUGAGCCACUAGAAUUUGACCUUCCAAGAUUGAGGGAGAUGGCAUUAUUGAAUUCUGGUGAUGAAUCUUCACCUAUGCUUGGAUGGCCUAGCAUCUCACCUUGUGGGUUAGACGAAGUAGCUCAGAGAUGUCUCUACUCCAGCAUAUCAGAAAAGCUACAAGCUGCUUUGGAGAGUUUGCGACAUCAAUUUGAGAAAACAAUUUCGAAAAAAAGAGAUUAGAUGAUCUUUUAUCAAUUAA